Molecule: messenger RNA, 633 nt
Organism: Oncorhynchus gorbuscha (pink salmon)
Lineage: Eukaryota; Metazoa; Chordata; Actinopteri; Salmoniformes; Salmonidae
Product: octapeptide-repeat protein T2-like
Exons: 1
Coding region: 1-633 (210 amino acids)
Source: RefSeq, a predicted model, not a curated record
AUGGAAUUCCGGCUUGAAGUCAAUGGAUAUGAAUACUCUCUGAAGGCACUGUCGGCCUGCACAUUGAAUGAGGGAGAGAGGCAGGCGGGCCGGCGUAUAGAGGAGAGGCAGGCGGGCCGGCGUAUAGAGGAGAGGCAGGCGGGCCGGCGUAUAGAGGAGAGGCAGGCGGGCCGGCGUAUAGAGGAGAGGCAGGCGGGCCGGCGUAUAGAGGAGAGGCAGGCGGGCCGGCGCAUAGAGGAGAGGCAGGCGGGCCGGCGCAUAGAGGAGAGGCAGGCGGGCCGGCGCAUAGAGGAGAGGCAGGCGGGCCGGCGUAUAGAGGAGAGGCAGGCGGGCCGGCGCAUAGAGGAGAGGCAGGCGGGCCGGCGCAUAGAGGAGAGGCAGGCGGGCCGGCGCAUAGAGGAGAGGCAGGCGGGCCGGCGCAUAGAGGAGAGGCAGGCGGGCCGGCGCAUAGAGGAGAGGCAGGCGGGCCGGCGCAUAGAGGUGAGGCAGGCGGGCCGGCGCAUAGAGGAGAGGCAGGCGGGCCGGCGCAUAGAGGAGAGACAGGCGGGCCGGCGCAUAGAGGAGAGGCAGGCGGGCUAUCAAACUGACUGGGGGAUUGUGGUCCCAUGCAUAGUGAGCUGUGUAAUAAUGUAA